AUGGAAUAUCUUACUCGGAGUCUUCAAUUGGCAGCUCAAGAUUCUGCUUUCAGAUUUCACCCUAUGUGUAAAAGUCUUAAACUUCUUAGUUUAUGUUUUGCAUAUGAUCUGAUUUUAUUUUGUAAAGGAUCUCUUUCUGCUGUUCGAGUGCUCAAGGAUGCUCUAGGGGAGUUCAGUUCUGCUACAGGGCUCCAUAUUAAUGCUAUCAAAUCUCAUAUAUUCUUUGGGGGAGUUUCUGCUGCUGAUAGACAGAUCAUAGCUGCUGAGAUACAACUUACAGAAGGGACAUUUCCUCUUAAAUAUCUAAGUGUUCCUAUGAGACCAACUAAAUGGAAGCAUGAAGACUGUGACAUUAUCAUCCAAAAAUUCAAAAUGCGGUUACAUACAUGGGCUAUACAUUUAUCCUUUGCUGGCAGAAUCCAACUCAUUCAUUCAGUUCUCUUUGGGCUGAGGAACUACUGGAUGAGCAUUUUUGUGUUUCCCCAAAGUAUUAUUAAGGAAGUUAAAAAACUUUGUCGCAGCUUUCUCUGGGGAGUUAAUGGUAAUAGAAACAAGAUUCACAUGGCAUCUUGGACGAAGGUUUUUCUUCCUAAAGCUUAUGGAGGUCUCGAGUUUAGAAUUGGUUCAGUUUGGAACCGAUCCAUCUUAGCAACGUAUAUUUGGGCCAUUUCUGAGAAGCAUGAUGUGCUUUGGGUCAAAUGGAUUAAUUCUAUCUAUUUGAAAGACUCAAAUUUCUGGUCUUACAAGCUGCCACCUGAUACAAGCUGGUAUUGGAGGAAGUUAUGUAAUUUGAGGGCAAAAUUCAGUUGUGAUGAGGUAAAAGCUGCUGGUGCUUCAGGGAAGUUUCAAACCUCUAAAUUGUACAACAAUACUCUUUGCCAACAACAGGUAGGCUAUCAUCAUACUGUUUGGUGUCAGUUGUCUAUCCCUAAACACAGGUUUCUGCUAUGGCAAGUAGUUAACUCUCAGCUGCUUACCCGAGAUAACAUGCUCAGUUUUUGUGUGCCUCUUGAGUCGCUUAUGUGUCCUGUUUGUGGUAGCUCUGCUUAA
This is a messenger RNA of Humulus lupulus (European hop), 1050 nucleotides long. RefSeq lists its product as uncharacterized. The record is from RefSeq and is a predicted model, not a curated record. Lineage: Eukaryota; Viridiplantae; Streptophyta; Magnoliopsida; Rosales; Cannabaceae. The coding region runs from base 1 to 1050 and encodes 349 amino acids. The transcript has a single exon.